AUGAUGAGCACGCCACAAGGCGUAGAAUACGCCUCCACUUUCUCCAGGUACCUAACCAUAGAAGAAGCUACAAACCGAACCGCGGCAGCCAUCGCUGAAACUUUUAGAUACCCGGUGGUAGACGGCAUAUUUUUGACGAACGCAACCCUUCCUCUCGGUCCAACAGCACCAAGAUUCAAUAUACCCAUAAUGUCUGGAAUUAUGCGUGACGACGGAUCAUCUUUCACCUCGUAUCCUACUUGGUCUAAUGUAUCUGCUGUACUAUCCUCGCAAGGCUUUCCUGCCUCGGCUAUCCUUUCUUCGAACUCGUUCCCGUUCCCUGAAGGUGCGAAUAGCACUCUACGCAUCUUCAAUCUUACGUCCCGGGUAGCCACGGAUGUGAUGUUCAGGUGUCUAGCCCAAAGCACAGCGUAUACUGCUGCAAAGAACGCGGUGUUCAAGAGUGUGUAUAGCUACGAGUUUGAUAGGGCAUAUCAGAUUGAAGCCUGGAGUCCAAAUCCUCCAGCCUGUGGAGCGUCAGUCACAGAAGUGUAUCCAUUUGGUGAUCCUCAUGCGCCUUGUGGAUUAUCCAGCUCUAGGAUUUACAAACGCCAUUCCGGCGAGCUGCUUUCCGUCUUCGGCGUCACUAUCCCUCAAGGGCGGCCGCUGCGGAACGACGACGACAUCCCAUUCUGCCAGUUCAUUGUAGACACCUGGACGGCUUUUGCACGAACGGGUAAUCCGACGUCUGACGAAACGUUCUUGACGGCACUAGGUUUUACGAACACAAGCAAGAUGGUGAAGACUACGGGUAUCUGGGAACCGGUCAAUGCGGCGAAGCCAAUGCUGAAGGUGUUGGAUGUACGAGGAAGAGGUAAAAUGGAGGAAUUUAGAGAAGGAGCACAAUGCGAAGUGCUUGGGCAGAGGUUGUAUUAUUACGAUUCAUAA
Alternaria burnsii is the source of this 927-nucleotide messenger RNA. RefSeq lists its product as uncharacterized. Bases 1 to 927 code for a protein of 308 amino acids. The transcript is spliced from 3 exons. The record is from RefSeq and is a predicted model, not a curated record. NCBI's taxonomy places the organism in Eukaryota, Fungi, Ascomycota, Dothideomycetes, Pleosporales, Pleosporaceae.